AUGGACGCCGCCGCCCACCUAAAACGACAUGGCUGGCGCGGCCACGGACACUCGCUCGACAAGCACGACCGCGGAAUCAAGAAGCCGCUCCUAAUCUCCCAAAAAGCCGAUCUUUUGGGUGUCGGCAAGAAAAAAACCCUCGUCGCCGACCAAUGGUGGAUGCGAGCCUUUGACGAGAGCCUCAAGGAACUCGGAACGGGCAAGCAGACGGCACUCGACCAGAUCCAGGCCAACGGCGUCGCGAGGGGCGGGCUGUACGGGUUCUUCGUGAGGGGAGAGGGAUUAUCGGGAACCAUCAGCGAGGUCGACACGCCGGAGCUUACGUCUGGGGCGAUGUCGCCUGUUGGUGCUAGCGAUGCGCAAAACGCGCCUGGGCCUGUUGUGGCGCCGAAAUCGAAGAAGGCGGCGAAGCCUGCUAAUGUCGAGAUGACGAAUGGCGAGGAAGCUGCGCCGACAAAGAAGCGGAAGCGGGAGGAGACAAGGGAGGAGAUACGUGAGCGGCGCAAGAAGGAGAGACGGGAGAAGGAGAGGGUCAAUGUGGCGUUGAAGCGGGAGAGGGCUGCUGCGGAGGGCACGCUGGAUUUAACGUCUGAAGGGGAGAAAGCGCGGGCACAGAAAAUGGUCGAGCAGGCCGGCGAAUUGCUCAAGAAGGUUGCGGCGGCGAGCGGUAAUAAUACAGAGGUAUCGAAAGACGCACCUCCUGCACGAAGGUCGUCCAUGGAGCAUGUUAAUGCUGAUCGCAUGGCAAUGAUGAGUGGAACCAAAGCACCACCUGCGGUCCGUCCUUACAACGCCGGCGGCAUGAAGUCCUACAAAGCCGCGAAAUACGAGCGAGGCAAGCAACUACGCGAAGCCAAGAGGGCGGAGAAGGCUAGGCUAGCAGCCCUACAGAAUCUCCAAGGGGUCAAGCCUCCCACAGGACAAGCGGAGCCUACAGAAGAGCAAGCCGAAGGGAAGGGUGCAGAGAGAAACGCAGUCGAAGACGCGUUCAAGGGAAAGAAGGGGACUAAAAAAGCAGCCAAAGAAAAGAAGAAGAAGGCCAAGGACCCAGUUCUCAAAGCUGAGGAAGAAGCCGCAAAAGCCGCGCGUCGAGUCGAGAAGCUAGCCCUCAGAGCAAAGCGGCGAGCGGAGAAGAAGGAGAUCCUCGAGAAGCUGAAGGCUGCUGGGGCUGGGGAUGGACCUGGAGACUUCGCAAACGGGACCGACGAGAUCAAGCUCGUUGUUGAGGACGCCGCCACCAGACGGAUGCGCAUGCGUGAAGGAAAGAAGCGGAUGCAGGCAAUCCGGAAGGAAGCAAGACUCGCGAAGGAACUCGAGAAGAAACGCGAGGCCAAGAAGCGGAAGCUCGAGGCGGCCGCAGAAGCAAUGAAAGCUGUGCAGGCCGCAGAGACAGCAUUGACGGCGGUGGCCGCUCCGGUACAGCCAAAGCCGCUGUCGGAAGAGAAGAAGGUGAAAUACGCUGCUCGUGCGGCUGAGAAGGGCAUGACGCUCGAAGCGUACAUCACCCACCGUGCCGCAAAGAAGACUCCGAACUCCGCCCCUGCCGCACCUCCCGCCACCGACAUCUUCUUCGUCGACACAACCGGGAACCCAGACGUCCUCAAACCCCCCACCACCGUCACCACCGGUACUGAACCCGAGAAGCAAGCAGCAACCCUUACCCAAGCCGAGCGCAAUGCCCAGCGGAAAGCUCUUUCCGCCGAGAAGCGCCAGACGAAGAAGGACCGCAAAGCGAAGCGCAUGGAGCAGAAGAUGGCGAAGCAGCGGCAACUCACGGCGCAGCUGCUGCGGGAGGGUAAGGUCGGCCCGAACGCAAAACCGCAGGAGAUUGUCAAGGCGAGGAGGGAGGCGAAGAAGAGGUUGAAGAAGGAGAGGAAGGAGGAGAAGAGGGGGAAGAGGAGGAAGCCUGAGAGGAGAUAA
Molecule: messenger RNA, 1920 nt
Organism: Coniosporium apollinis CBS 100218
Lineage: Eukaryota; Fungi; Ascomycota; Dothideomycetes
Exons: 2
Coding region: 1-1920 (639 amino acids)
Source: RefSeq, a predicted model, not a curated record